UUCAGUUUUGGCGAAUUGGAUAGUUAGCAAAGCAGUGCAGCACAGGCCAGGAAGGAGUACUGCCAAACGUGUACCCUGAAAAUUCAGACAGCAAAGAUAGCGACCUGGAUGAUCGGAUGGAGGCCCUCUUGGACGACGUGGAGGUGUCGGACGUUUCGUGUGUGGGCAAUGAUAGCCUGAUCUUGCACAGUAGGUCUGGUUCAGAUGGAUCUAGUGAAUCUGGAAUGCAGAUGAUGGAUGGCUUGCAACCUGAUGGUGUUAAGGAAGGAGCAGGACACGAUCCUGAAACCAAACAUCACAAUGAACGAAAGUUUCCCAUCCAUGCAGAGCCCAUGGAAACAGCUAAGCAAACUGCGAAUUUGGCAGUGGAAGAAGCGGUUGGCCCAGUUGAAGCCCUGUCCCCAGCUGCCGAAAGUGAGGCAGCAGCCACUAAUGAAGAGCCAGUUGGAGAGCCAGAACAAUCGUCAACUGUGAAAGACCAAGAAGCUGUCACUGCUACUGGGCCUGUUAAUGGACUAGCUCAGAAGAAGCGUAGGAAGCGCAGGACAAGUAUUAUAUCUUCAGCAGGAAGCGCAAGUCCCCUGCAAGUCGAAAGCCGCGCACUCAAAAGGUUCCGAUGGAGUCUUUACCCGAAGAACCCGUUUCAUCUGAAGACAAAGAACCUGUUGCUGAAGAAAGUCAGGUCCAAGAGGCGGAGCUGUCUGAGCCUGAUGAAGCAGAGGUCCAAGAACCCAAAGCCUCUGAAGAGGAGAAAGAAGCCUCUCUGCCGAUGAAGAUCAGCAGGAAGCGUAAAGGUGCUCCUGAGCCAAAGGAGACUCUACCUGGUGUACGUGGCACCCUGGUUGGCACAUGGAAUUACUCCCCAGGCAAGGAAGACCGGCCCCUCACGCUGAUCAAAGCCAACCUUCCAACCAAGAGUUGUCAUCUGAAGAUUUACAGCACCCCUUGCAACGACGAAGAUUCUGCAGGCGAUGUUGACCCUCAGGUGCAGCUGAAAAUCGUCAGGUGGGCGGACGAAGACGCUGAACCUGCUCCUCAGGAUGAUUUUCCUGAUGACAUUCCUGCGAAGAAGAUGGUUGCGUCUUCCAUCAGCAAGCCAGCUAAGGAGAGGAAAGAAGCCAAGAUGUCCAGAAUGGCGAAGCUGAAGGGGCAGCUGUCCAAGACUUACACGUUUUUGCAGCCCAAAAGCUUCAGUAGCUGAGAGGUAGGAAUUGUCAGUUAUUUGUUUAUUCAAAAAGUUCGUAAUAGGCCCCGAGCCCUGAAAAAUAAUGUUUUGGAAUUUAUUCUAAUAUUUCUCGCUCUCUUAAAACGCUUUGAUCUAAGCAAGUUGUGAAUUAAUUAAAUAAAUCCAUUUGAAUUGAUUU
Messenger RNA from Cloeon dipterum, 1364 nucleotides. RefSeq lists its product as uncharacterized. NCBI's taxonomy places the organism in Eukaryota, Metazoa, Arthropoda, Insecta, Ephemeroptera, Baetidae. The coding region runs from base 117 to 773 and encodes 218 amino acids. The record is from RefSeq and is a predicted model, not a curated record. The transcript is spliced from 5 exons.